Plenodomus lingam JN3 is the source of this 1026-nucleotide messenger RNA. RefSeq lists its product as uncharacterized. The record is from RefSeq and is a predicted model, not a curated record. Lineage: Eukaryota; Fungi; Ascomycota; Dothideomycetes; Pleosporales; Leptosphaeriaceae.
AUGGUGGACCAAGUCGUCUUGUCUGAUUCAAAUCGCACGCCGGUUGUCCAAAUCUUGACCUGGCUUUCACUGGUGAUCAGUGUCCUUGCGUUUCUUACACACGCCAGUAUCAAGCUGUACAUCUUUAGAAGGCUAAAGAUAGAGUCCUGGCUGGUACUAUGUUCUUUGAUUCUUUGUAUCGCACAGUCCAUUGCAGUUACGUUGCAGUGUCAGCAUGGAUUUGGAAAACCGAUGUCGACUUUGAGAAAUGAAGACGUGCAGGCAAAUCUCAAGAGCGACUACGCAGCGACAAUCCUGUUCUUCUGGUCACUUGGUUGUUCAAAACUCGCAAUCGUGUCCUUCAUUCACUAUUUGACAGUGUCGGAAACGCACAGAAAGAUCAAUUUUGGCGUUGGAGCCCUGGCGGCUACAUGGACUUUGUGCUCAUCGAUCGUAGCAGCCUGUCAAUGUCGACUACCAGAUCCGUGGAAUAGAGCCCGCGGUCAUUGUAUCGACCGUAUUUUCUGGUGGAAUGUCCUAUCGAUACUUAACAUGACAACAGACGCUGCGAUUGUGUUGCUCGAACUUGGCAUAACGGCCAAGCUCCAAACAACCCGAAGACGCAAGGCGGGAAUCAUGUCACUAUUCGCAUGUCGUUUGGUUGUCGUCGUCGCUGCGGCUAUCCAAUUGAUGAUCUUCCGCAAGGAGAGCUCGAAUGCUACUUUGAAGGACGACCUGACACUCGGGUACUGGCGGUCAACCAUCUGCAACCAAAUUGUUCAAUGCCUCGCUGUAUUGACGACGUCUCUACCAUAUACCAAAUUAUUUCUGGAAGGGUUCGACACGGGUUUCCUUGGUGUCAAUGAUUUGCGUAGGCAAGGAUUGCAUACAUCAAGGAAUAAAAGCAGAGAAUACCAUCUAAUGGAGGUCUCUCGCUCUACACCCGGACAGGCCAUCAACGCGUCGAAAAGCUGGGCUAUUGGAACCGCAUCCGCGGAAGCUCAAUCUCCCAAAGAACAUCGCAUCAGCGUGGUGGAACCACUCUAG